Messenger RNA from Hyla sarda, 10626 nucleotides. RefSeq names its product lysine acetyltransferase 6B (gene KAT6B). The record is from RefSeq and is a predicted model, not a curated record. Gene Ontology annotation, molecular function: DNA binding; histone acetyltransferase activity. Gene Ontology annotation, cellular component: nucleosome; MOZ/MORF histone acetyltransferase complex. Bases 2371 to 8388 code for a protein of 2005 amino acids. Gene Ontology annotation, biological process: regulation of DNA-templated transcription; nucleosome assembly. NCBI's taxonomy places the organism in Eukaryota, Metazoa, Chordata, Amphibia, Anura, Hylidae. The transcript is spliced from 19 exons.
CCAAAAAAAAAAGUGAAUAAAGAUCAUUUAACCCCUCCCCUAUUAAAAGUUUGAAUCAAAAGUUUCAAUAAAAAUAAACAUAUAUAGUAUCGCCGCAUGCGGAAAUGUCCGAGUUAUAAAAAUAUAUCGUUAAACGGCACGGUCAAUGGCGUGCGCGCGAAAAAAUUCCAAAGUCCAAAAUAGUGCAUUUUUGGUCACUUUUUAUAUCAUGAAAAAAAUGAAUAAAAAGCAAUCAAUAAGUCCUAUCAAUGCAAAAAUGGUACCGUUAAAAACUUCAGAUCACGGCGCAAAAAAUGAGCCCUCAUACCGUCCCAUACACAGAAAAAUAAAGUUAUAGGGGUCAGAAAUGACAAUUUUAAACGUAUUAAUUUUCCUGCAUGUAGUUAUGAUUUUUUCCAGAAGUAUGACAAAAUCAAACCUAUAUAAGUAGGGUAUUCAUUUUAAUCAUAUGGACCUACAGAAUAAAGAUAAGGUGUCAUUUUUACUGAAAAAUUUACUACGUAGAAACGGAAGCCCUCAAAAGUUACAAAACGGCGUUUUUUUUUUUUUUUCAAUUUUGUCUCACAAUGAUUUGUGAUUUUUCCGUUUCACCGUAGAUUUUGGGGCAAAAGGACUGAUGUCAUUACAAAGUAGAAUUGGUGGCGCAAAAAAUAAACCCGCAUAUGGAUUUUUAGGUGCAAAAUUGAAAGAGUUAUGAUUUUUUAAAGGCAAGGAGCAAAAAACGAUAAUGCAAAAAUGGAAAAAAAAACAGUCCUUAAGGGGUUAAUACUCCCUUUUUUAUAUUUUUUGGAUGACAUUUUGGUGGCUUCAGAACCAAUUACCAGGUUUCCAUAGAGUUAUGGUCUCAACAUACAAUGGUUUCAACAUACAACGGUCAUCCUGGAAACACAAAUGGUUCACAUUACUAUUUUCCAAUAUGUCUCACAUAUAUAUCAAUCUGUCAAAAUGGGAUGCUGGUGUAUAUACUGCUCAUAGAGGCACCAUUGACUUUACUGGCUUGUAUUUAGUUAUCUUGUGUGUACUUGGCAAUAUCCGACGGCUCUCACACAGAUGAAAUGGAUCUGCUGACAUUAGACUCGUGUCCCCACAGGGGUCCCGUCAGUCAGACCUCUACAGAUACUUCCAUCCUGUGGAUAGGCGACGACGACGACAAACAAUGGGGCUGUAGCUGUCCAUACUCCUAUAUCACGCAUCCCACUGUGACAGAUAAUUAAUUGCCUCAUCCUGAAAACUUAUAUCAAUUGACAGAUAGAUGGUUUUCGUAUGAACAUUCUUUUGUGCCAUCCCCUGUGGGCUGCCCCUCACAUAGUGAUACGUCUAAUACAUAGAGGAUAAGCACAAGAAAUAAAUGAUUAUACAAUGCUGAUGUUUCAGUCAUGUCCGCUACCGUCACAGGUUGCCUUGACAUGUGUCGGGACAGCCAAGCGACACACCAGGUUUCCCGCCCGUCACAAGCAACUGACGGCAGAGCACGAGCCAGCACGAGCCACAAACAAAAUAAAACAACCGCACUCCCAACUAAUCAUCCUUCCCGGCCGUGGUCCCGCCCACGCCACGCGCCUCCUCCAAUCACAGCUCCACAAUCCCAUAACAAGCGUUCGGGGAAGGCGGCAACAACUGGUACAACUCAUUAGCCUAUCAGCCCCGCCCCCCUCACUGCCUAUACCGCCGAAGGAUUUAUGGAAAUGUAUAACUGACAGCCACUUGAGCCAAUUAGCAUAGCAAGGGGGCGGGGCCGGCGAGGUAGGUGAGGUGUAAUGAGGCUCGGUGUAAUCAGUGUCAUGUCGGACCCGAACACGGCGCAACAAAAUGGCGGUGGAUUCUUAACGUUGUUGUCGAAACCGGAGUCUGGGGUUCCAUAUUUCCACAGCAGAACGACAGUGGUGAAAAUUUCGUAGUGCGAGUGGUACAGCCAAAUCCAAUUGAAAACAAUGGGAGGCUGCUGAACCAUAUUCUCCGCAGUGGAACUCCGGAGCUGAAUUCAGCUUGGGACAUACGUAGUGUGAAUGAGCCCUAAGGAAUCUAUUAAGUGGGAGCAAAGAAUCAAAUGGACAUCUAAGAGACAAGCUGCCUUUAUUGUGAAAGAAAUGAAAGCUGUUUUCCCAGAUCAACGUAUUCUUGUUCCCUCAAAUUUUUAAACCAGAAUUUCACUGCUGAGAAACAGAUUUUGUUUUAUGACAUGGAUUUACUGUGUUCCAGCUGUUCCUUUUGAUGUAAGUCCUUCUGAUGGGUUUCUGCUCUGAAGAUGGAUGUGUAUGAGCUGUUGUCGACUGCAACAUAGGAUGCGUUUGGUUAUUGGCUGGAUGUUUACAGUGGUGUACGGAUGACCUCUAUGGGCAGCACCUGGCUUUUGGAUACAGUUCUUUAACCAUGGUAAAGCUUGCGAACCCUCUGUACACGGAAUGGAUUUUGGAAGCCAUACAAAAGGUAAAGAGGCAAAAGCAACGUCCAUCGGAGGAACGGAUUUGUCACGCAGUGUGCGUUUCUCAUGGGCUUGAUAAAAGACUUGUGCUUGAGCAGCUGGAGCUUAGUGUACAGGAUGGAUCAGUCCUAAAAGUUCUUAAUAAAGGUGUGGCCUCAUUUAAGGACCCAGAAAACCCUGGACGCUUUACAAGCACCACUCCUACUCCUUUGCAUAAAUUACUUAAAGGGCAAAGGAUAGUGAGCACUGACCUGCGAAGUGUGGAUUGGAAUAAACUACUUCGUAGGGCGGUAGAAGGACUUCAGGAAUCUAAUGGUUCAUCAUUGAAGAAUAUAGAGAAGUUUUUGCGUAGCCAGAGUGAUCUGACUGGAAUUGUUGCAAACCCUAUUUUCCAAAGACGCUUACGUCUUGCAGCUAAAAGGGCUGUUAACAAUGGGAGGCUGCUAAAAGAUGGUCCACAAUAUAGGAUUAACUAUGGAGGAUUGGAAGGCAAAGGUUCCUCCAGAUAUUGCAGUUCUUCUGCCUCCUUACUCCUGCCAGUCUGCCUUCUCCCUCAUGAAAAGGACCAGCCUCGAGCGGAUCCCAUUCCCAUCUGUAGUUUUUGUCUUGGGACCAAGGAAUCCAAUCGAGAAAAAAAGCCAGAAGAACUGAUAUCGUGUGCAGACUGUGGUAGUAGCGGUCAUCCAUCGUGUCUAAAGUUUUGCCCAGAGCUCACAUCCAAUGUAAAAGCUUUAAGGUGGCAGUGCAUUGAAUGCAAAACCUGCAGUGCCUGUAGGAUUCAGGGGAAGAAUGCAGAUAAUAUGCUUUUUUGUGAUUCUUGCGAUAGAGGAUUUCACAUGGAAUGCUGUGACCCACCACUUGCACGAAUGCCAAAAGGUAUGUGGAUUUGUCAAGUCUGCCAGCCAAAAAAGAAGGGGCGUAAGAUUCUUCAAGAAAAAGCUGCUCAGAUCAAGAGGCGAUAUGCGAAACCAAUGGGUCGACCAAAAAACAAACUAAAACAACGAAUGUUGUGUAUGUCCAAUGAAGAGGCUCCUCUGAAUUCUUUCCCAGGAAGGGGGCCAUCUGGUAGGAGUCAAAAAACUAAAAUGUGUACCACCACACUACCAUCUGGUCAUGCUGCAUCUGUGAAGGACCCCAUCUGCAGCCUUGCUGCCACUGAGCGCACUCGUCCUGGCCCCCAUUCCAUCAGCUCCACCUUCACCUCCACUUGCUCCCCCCUCAAAGUUAACAAGAAAACCAAAGGGCUAAUUGAUGGCCUAACUAAGUUUUUUACUCCAUCACCUGAGGGACGCAGAUUUCGCAGGCGAAUUGUAGACUUUUCUUUGCACUGCCGACCUAGGAAAAAACUUAAUGACACGGGUGCUAAACACAAGCUAAACUGUCCCUCUCAGCCUUCACAACCUGCUCCUUCUCCUCUUUCACAUAUCACCUCCAUGUCAGGCUACAGCCCAGGCUCACAGAAAUCCAGCAAUUCUACCACAUCUAAUUCACCACAGAGUUCAUCAAGCCACUCUAGUGCCCCUUCCCUUAGAAGCCUCCCCAGUAACAGCCAACUGAAAGGGCUCUUUGAUGGACUGUCCCACAUCUAUGCCACCCAGGGCCAGCCACGCCAAAAAAGCCAUCCAAACUAUGCACCUCCAAAACGCAUUCGUCGCAAAGGCAGACUCUUCCCAUCAACCCACUACUUUGCCAAGAGGGAAACUAGGAGUAGACUCCUCCUCCCACACUCUAACCAGUCUGGCUGGGCAGUAUCCCGAGGUUGCACUUUAAAAGCAUUUGCUCAAUUCAAGUGUUCAUCAUUUCUUAUAAAACACAGGACGCUAGGCAGGUUAAAGUAUAAAGCAGGAACCAUAGGGGCAAGAGACAUGACAUCAGAAAAGAUCACUCUGGCAGACAGCAAGACUAAACCUACCCAGGAUGAUGAUACUGACCUGAAGAAGAGUAUCAAACAAGAGAUAUGGGAUAUAUUUUGUGUUCCAAAAAGGCCAGACUAUGUCACCCAGGAAGAUGUCGACACAUUUAGACAGGCUCGUGAGCUCUCUUUUGAGAGAAUAGGAUGCAAAGCUUCGGGUGACCACACUGGCCGAUAUCCAUCAGUCAUUGAAUUUGGAAAAUUUGAAAUUCAGACAUGGUACUCCUCGCCUUACCCACAGGAAUAUGCAAGUAGAUUACCUAAGCUUUACCUGUGUGAGUUCUGUCUGAAGUAUAUGAAAAGUAAGAAUAUCCUUUUAAGACACUUAAAGAAGUGUGGCUGGUUCCACCCUCCUGCCAAUGAAAUCUACAGAAAAGAUGACCUGUCUGUAUUUGAAGUGGAUGGGAACAUCAGCAAAAUUUAUUGCCAAAACUUGUGCUUGUUGGCCAAGCUUUUCCUGGAUCACAAAACACUCUAUUAUGAUGUCGAGCCUUUCCUUUUCUAUGUCCUCACCAAAAAUGACAAGAAGGGAUGUCAUUUGGUUGGAUACUUCUCAAAGGAGAAACUUUGCCAGCAGAAGUACAAUGUGUCAUGUAUUAUGAUACUGCCUCAAUACCAGCGGCAGGGAUUUGGAAGGUUCCUUAUUGACUUUAGUUAUUUGUUAUCUCGGUGUGAGGGACAAGCAGGCUCUCCGGAGAAACCCUUAUCAGACUUGGGACGCUUAUCCUAUCUGGCUUACUGGAAGAGUGUCAUCAUAGAUUAUCUGUCUACUCAUCAUGAGAAGCAGAUAAGCGUGAAAGGUCUAAGUCAGGCAACAGGAAUGUGCCCUCAUGACAUUGCCACUACAUUGCAACAUCUCAACAUGAUAGACAAAAAAGGAGAUAGCUUUGUUAUUAUCCGACGGGGAAAACUCAUGGAAAGCUACAUGUCUAAAGUAAAGUCUCGGCCUCGGGUAAAUGAGGUGGAUCCAGAUUGUCUCAGGUGGAUACCAAUCAUCUCUCCAAAUACUGCUGUGUCUGAAGAAGAACAGGAGGUGGAAAAAGAGAUGGAACUUCCAGAACAGGGCGAAUGUAAAGAGAGCAAAUAUCAGCACUUAAGCUCCUCCGAAACAGACCGAAAACAAUCUCCAUCCAAGGAAGAUGCUACUGUGGAUGCCACAUAUGCGAUCCUUACAAGCCCUACCUCACUAAUACCUGCGGAUUUACACCUCAAAGAGAAAAGUAAAGAAAGCAGUGGGGAGGAACCUGAAGAACAGUACCCUGAAUCCACCCCUCCAAUACUGACCAAACCCCAAACUCCAAUGAAGAAAAAGAAGGCAUUUACACUAAGGAGAAGACGUGGACGAAAACGCCGGAGACUAAAUAGCAGCGUUACUACAGAAACAAUCUCUGAGACCACUGAAGUCCUAAAUGAGCCGUUUGAGGAUUCUGACAAAGACCACACUGAACAGGAAAAUAACAUGGACCAAAAAAGUGAUGACGGAAGAGGCACUGAAGAGGAACAUACAGCUAGCAGAACAGCAGAGUUACCAUGCAGGAAAGAGGGGUCUAAUACAAAUCAUGUAGGAGAAGUUUCUCCAGAGAACAUUGAUAACCAUAAUACUCAAGAAAACACACUAGCACCAGCUCCAAGGAAGCAGGGCUGGCCGAAAGGAUUAAAGAGAGGACCAUCUAAGAGAAGACGUAGUGUGGAUAGGAAGUCUGGAUUUAAACUCAACUUGUAUACUCCUCCAGAGACUCCAAUGGAACCAGACUAUCAGGCUCAGACUGAAGAAACAAAAGUUGAAGAGGAAAAGGAUGAAGAUGAAGAGAAAAGGGACCUACAUCAGGAUGAAGUUGUGCAGACCACUGAAGAAAUGCAAACUCAUGUUGAUGAAACUGAAAAGUCUGUGGUAGAGCUACCAAGUCCAAGUCCAUGUAGCCCCAACCUGGAAGAGGAAGAAAAGAAAGAAGAUAAUAUAAAAUGUGAAGAAAGUGAACAAGACAAAGUAGCUGAGCCAGAGCAGGAUCCUGAGGAGGACACAGAUAUCAGCCCAAAACAGGAGGAGAAAGAUGUGCAAGAAGAAUUUGAGAAGUCUGACAAGGAUUUGGAGAAAGAGAAAAACUCAGUGACCGAACAAGUCGGGGAGCUUGCACUGCCCGAUGAUGAGGAAGAAGAUGAAGACCAGUCUCACAAUGAAGAUCAUGAUGCAGAUGAUGAAGAUGAAAGCCAUCUUGAUACCUCAAAGAAGGAGGUACCUGAACAACCAUUUCAUGAGACUUUAGGGGAUCAGGCGAGUUUUUUAGAAUUGGGUAUAGAAAAUAAUACAUCUCAGCCUGAUAUUUUAAGCAACAACUGUGAUGAAAUAAUUGAAGUAAAGCAACCCACACAGCCAGCAAAUGACCAACCAACUGAAACAGAGGAGCAAGCCAUUGUUCCAUGUGAAACAAACCAAGCAGAAUUAGUUUCAGAACUAACUGGUGAUGCUGGGGAUGGAUUGGACAUUGAUUCAGAAACUGCACAAGCUGUUCAGUCACUAACCCGUGAAAGCGAAGAACAAGAGGAAGCCUAUAGAAACUGUUCUGAAACACAGGAAGCAUGUCAUAAUCUUCAAAGUUAUACCCAAAGCCCAUCGAUGGUUGCUACAGAAGACUGCCAUCAGUCUGAACAUAGCAGCCCAGUGUCCUCUGUUAACUCACUUCCCAGUCAGUCUGUCAGGUCUGCAAACAGCCCCAGUGCACCCUCUCUGGAAAGUAACUAUGCCCAGAUCAGCCCUGAGCAGACAGCCAUUUCUGUUCCUUCAUUACACAAUAUUGAAACUAGUCCCAUGAUGGAUGUAUCAUCUGUUUCUGAUCAUUCACAGCAGGUUGUGGAUAGUGGGUUCAGUGACUUGGGUAGUAUUGAGAGUACUACAGAGAACUAUGAUAACCCGAGCAGUUAUGACUCAAACAUUGGAGCUGGCACUUUACCCUCUCAAAAUAGCUGUUCAUUCAGUGGAGGUAUGACCUCCACUAACUUGACAAAAAGUAGUUGUGCGAUAACGCAACAGAUGUCUGCUAUGAACAAUAGUUGCAGUAUGAUUGGGUCUCCACCUCCCCAGCCACCUUGCAAUGUCAAGUCCCCACAGGCGUGUUCAGUGGAGAGACCUUCCAGUAAUGGUCAACAACAGCAGCUUGCCCCUUGUGGUAUGGCAGGCACUGGUUUUGCUUUGCCAGACAUUCCUGAAACUGGAGGUGGUGGACUUGGGGGGCUGUAUGAUAGAAUCGGACAAGGAGAUUUUGGGGCUGGCCACUAUCCUCAACCCUCUGCUACAUUCAGCCUUGCCAAACUUCAACAAUUGACAAACACCUUAAUGGAUCACUCCCUGCCUUAUAGUCAUGCACAGGCCGUAACAUCCUAUGCAAAUGGUGCCUCUCUUUCUUCUUCUCUAAGCAACAUGGUGCAGCUCACACAGUCGCCACAUUCGGUUACUCCACAAUCUCAAACCACAAUGACCCCUCCUACAAAACUCACACCACCAAUGAAUUUACCACCACCUCUCCUUCAGCGGACCAUGUCUAGUGGACAGAUGGGUCUUUCUCACAGUCAAAGACUGCAGACACAGAUUGGAGGGAAAACUCAUAUGUCCAUGCGGACCAAAGUAUCUGCAUUGCCUCCAGGGGCUCCAUCUGGGCCCCAUCCCUCGCAACUAUAUGGUCAUGGACCUCCUCCACAGGCUGUGACCAUGCAACCUCCCUCCCGUUCUCUCGCCAUUCAGCGUGGAAUGAACAUGGGUGUCAACCUGAUGCCAGCUCCUGCUUACAAUGUGAACCCAGUAAAUACACUAAAUCCCAUGAGUGGUUAUCGGAUGUCUCAGUCGAUGAUGAAUAGUGGGUACCACACCAACCAUGGAUACAUGAACCAGAGCCCUCAGUACCCAAUGCAAAUGAGCAUGAUGGGUAGCCAGCCUUAUGCGCAGCAGUCAAUGCAGACAAGCCCUCACAGUAACAUGAUGUACUCCAGCCCUGGGCAUCAUGGUUAUAUGAACACACCAAUGCCCAAACAGUCUCUCAAUGGAGCAUAUAUGAGGCGGUGAGUUUUCCUUGCAGAUACCAGCAUCCCUACACCCUCAUCCCUUACUGCAGCUGUUGCAUAAUUGAAUUUUGAAAACAGAAUCAAAUGCAGACAUUAAAUGGCCAUCGAAGGACACAGACUCUGUCUCUCGUUAUUGGCUCACUUUUUCUCAUGACCCUUCUCCAAUUUGACCUCACAUUACUUGUCUACUAGUUUAAUAUUUAUAUAUGUUCACCUUCUUCAGCACCAGUUCUGGUAACACCUAAGUACAUUUAUCUUUCACUGCACUGAAGGGGAUAACCAUCCAUUUGGAUUUUUUUUUUUUUUUUUUUGUAACAUAUACUUUUAUUAAAAGAUUACUAUUUGUUCAAGGAAUUUAAUCAUUUUUUAUUUCUGUCUUUUCCCUAUAUAUUGACUAAGAGCACUUCCUUAAUGCCACUGACUUUCUCUAAGUGACCUUCUUAAUUAUUAUUUUAGCAGUCUUCUUAAUAUUUAAUCCUUUCAUAACAUGUUCUGCCAAGCUGAAUAAUUGAGAACGGAGACAUCAUAGUAAAACUUUUUGGGCAUCACUUAAUCGGUGGUAGAUCACUAUGCAAUAUGUAAUAUAUCACAUGUAAUCGCUGCCAAUAUUCGCUUUAAAUUUCAUGAAUACGUGUUGUUUCAACUGCUUGUGGUCCUGAGAUUUGAAAAUUUGGAACCCCAAGUUCAUGUGCUCCUAGUAAUUUUAUUAGGGAUUAAAUGUGAUAUUGUACUUGCUUUGAAGGAACACUUCUUAUACUGUGUUAUGUCUAUAGCAGGCCUGUGGUGGCACCAAGCAGAAGCCCUGGCAUAACACAGUAUUUAUACCCAGAAAAUAAUCAUCUUACAUCUUAUGUUUUCCCCUAGAGGAACCUCAUUCUGUCUUGUACUGAGUAUCUUAGGACUCUUUAGCAGUACUGUUACUGUCAUUAAAAACAACUUUUUACAUGUCGAUCAGUCAUUUCAAAUUGUUGAUCGCAGCGGGUCUCAGGAGAUUUGUGAGUUAUUAGCUGGGUAAAGGGGCUGCAUUGCACUCCACUUCACAGCUGCUCGAGAGAUCAGUACAUUUCUCUCCAUAAAAGUCUAUGCUGGGAAAUUGAUCUCUCGGCUGGUCAGGGAGCAGAGCGCAAUGCAGUCUGCUUUCCCAUCUCAUAAUACACAGUCGCAGUGGGUCUCGGAGUAAGACCUGGUGCAAUAAACCACUUUUGAUUGAUAGUCUUUAAUUACUAACAUUUUAAGGCCCCCCCCCCCCCCCCCCCAUACUUAUAUUGACUGAACUCACUGACUUUAGCUGGACCAGGUCUCCAUUUAAUAUUUAUUGUAGAUGAUGUCAGAGGAAAGGAUUGGGCGAUUUGAAUUUUAACUGCCCUCUGUUGUUCAGAAGGGAAAGGGACAGUGGCUUACCAUAACCCCCCCUCCCCUUCCCCUCUCCAAAAGCUAAGCUUUUAGGUGUACACAGGCAUGAGGAGAGAUUGCUGUUGGACAUAAAGUGUUUGGCCAUAAGAUAUGUGUGUAGCCAACUUUACUCUUCAGACAAUGAAACUACGUGCCUGCAAUAUGAGUGUUUUUUGCUUUCCAAUCUCUUAAGUCAAAUCUAGUGGAAAAACUUUUUACAGAAUUAGUUGAAAGUUGUCUAAACUUUGCAGGAUUGGUUGACUAGUGUGUAUGGGGUUUUCUGUACUUCUGGGAGGGAUAGCCGUCAGCCAAGUAACAUUAAAAAAGAACAUUGUCUAAGAAAGAUAUGAAAGGGGUUAUCCAGCACACUUAAGUGGCCCGGCUGUGUGAUAACAGAUCAUGGUAACUGGUUCCCACUGAAUUUUGCUUCCUGAAGCUGCAGACUAUACAACACAUUGCCCCUCAGCCAAUCAGUGGCACAGCAGUGUCUCGUCUCAGCCAGUGAUUGGCUAAGCGCCAAUGUGACAUAUUGUUUGCAGCUUUGGGAAUUGAAGUUCAGUGGAGAUCAGCCACCGUGAUACCAGAGACUGUGGGGGAACUAUGGAGACAAGGUUUUUUUUUUUUUUUUAUGUUAAUUAUUUAAAUAUUUAAAACAAGUAUAGAUGUUUUUUGCUUUGUCAUCGAUUGGUCAGGUCGUUUUGUAAUGCUUAAAAAUGUUCGACUGUCGCCCCCACACAUAUCCCUGUGUAAUAGGGGGAUCCAGUGAAAUAGGCCAGCUGAGUCUUGUGAAGGCUAUGUAAACCAGUGCCUAUAACUGGGAUCAGCGUUUGUUUACAGACUGGCUCAG